GGCGCGCAGGUGGGGUCCCGCCCGCGGGUACUUCUGGGACCAGGCUCGUGGGCCCACGGCUGCGGUGGCUGUGUCCUCGCCGAGGCGGGAUGGAGUCCGGGGCGCAGGUGUCUGGGCUGAAGUCCACCGCAGAAGAUGAGGGUCCUUCUUCAGUGACGAGUCAGCUGUCCCCGAGAAACGUCCCAAAGCAUAGCACCCCCCGGGAUGCCACGCCCAGCCUGCACAGGAGGCCACCGGGCCGCGUCCCCUACCGCCCGGAAGGGAGCCCCGUGGCUGAGUCCCCGCUGCCUGAAAGCCUUUCCUGGAGCACCAUGGCCACCUUCCGGAACCUGCAGCUUUCUACCGUCUGGCCGGCACCCACCUCCGACCCCUGGGAUCCCGAGGAAGAUCCUCCUACACCCACCUCGGUCACUCGGAGGCAGCGGCAGGCAGAGUCCGGGGGAGCACGGAGCCGGUCUCCACACUUGAGGUUGCCCAGGGUCCCCAACACCUCGGGGAAGAGAAGGAGGGACCCAAAGGAGCUGGCGGCUGUGACAGAACGCGUGAGGCAGUGGGAAGUCAGGCUGCUUCGGGACAUCGAGGAGGCCACUCAUCACGAGCUCACCAUCGAGGACGACUGCAUUUUGGGGCCGGGCCAGGAAGCACUGUGUUCUGGGGCUCCCGCGGCCAGCCCUCCAUCCACCGGCUUCAAACCCUGAUCCUCGGGGCUCCCCCGGGCCUCACCUUGACCACUUCCCUCUCCACUGUGAUGCUUGGGUUGGGUGGGGGGCAAGUUAAGGCUCUUGUAACUCCGAUCCCACGCGAGGCCCCCAGAAGCACCAACGGAGAGCAGGGGAUGGAGGGAGCAGGUGCCCCCGCCCCCGGUGGUUCCCCAGGGCCACCCAGGGACCAGGGAGCGUGGUGAGCUGCACCCCCCCCCCAACACAGAGCUGGGGCCACACUCCCAGCAGGCUCAGGGUGCAUUCCAGGGAAGUCAGACACCGCGACUCACCGGGAGAUGGUUCUGGCAGUUCAGGCGCUGGUUUUGUGGGGGUGGUGAAAAUUUAACCCCCUAUGGUAGUGCGUUCCUGGGGCUGGGGUCCCACCAAACAGAUGGGGGGGUGCAGGCCCUCUGUCGAGAGGAGGGAGCGGGGCACUUGGGGCCCUUCAGCUAACACACAAAACCACAUGGACCUCCCAGUCCAGACCAUCUCGGGCACAGCUUUGCAGGAUGCUUCAUGGUUAUAAAAACAGAGCUCGAUUUUAUUCUUAUAAAUGUGUUCAUCCCCACUCUGUUUUAUUUUUUAAUAUUUAUUUUUGAGAGACAGGGAGAGGGAGACACAGAAUCUGAAGCAGCUCCAGGCUCCUAGCUGUCAGCCCAGAGCCCGAAGCAGGGCUCGAACCCACGAACCAUGAGAUCAUGACCUGAGUGGAAGUCGGACACUUAACCGACUGAGCCCCCCCCCACCGCACCCCUAAAUUCUUUAAAUCAUCUGAAUACAGUAGGAGUAUCUCAUUUGUGGGGUUUUAAACAAGCAGGGAUUUGAAAUAGUGGAUACGAACAGCGUGUAGCUAGGCUGGACGAGGAUGGCGGUUCUGGCGUUUAUUCUGAGUCAGGAACAAUCCGGCAUUUAAAUGAUGCUUUGAAAUGUGGAUACCUUCUAAACAUGCACAGUAUUCGGGGGCUUUCUGUGCCAGUCACAAAUGUGUAGAGAUGUGGAAUACGGUGUUUUAAAUCAACAAAAGGAAAAAGCAUACAAAAAACAAUAUUUAAAAGCAUGAUGGGAGAAACAAGUUCAAAUAUAGCAAUAAUCCUAUUUUCUAAAGGGAGCUUAAAUUUCCCGGUUAACAAAGAGGUUCUGACCUUGUGAUCUUUUUAACCCCGGCACGUGACACUGUAGAGCGUGGUUACCCCGAGGGAGAAGGGGGCCCGCUUGUGGGGGCGCAUGAGGGGCUCUGGGGCCGGAAGAACCACUGCCAGCGUGCGCGGUGACCAUGGGGUGCUUCGCAUUGUGGAUACAGAGGGCAGGUGUCUUCCUGUAGGUCCUGGAGGCCACACCAGGCCCGGGGCCCCAGGAGGACAGGGGACAUGGCCUGAAAGGAAACACCUGGGCGCAGGUAUGGAGGUGCCCCUGUCCCAGCCACAUGCGGAACUUUCAUGGAUAGGAACACACAUCAUGCGGGAAGCAGGUGUGAAGGCAGAGACGCACCAGACAUGGGAGCAGCGUCGGGGGACAGUGGUGACAUAAGAGGAUGCCACACAGAGAAAUACCCAGCAGAUAACGUGUAGGAAUUAAGAACAGGGUGAGAGUGGGGUUGCCCGGGAGGGCUCAGUCAGCUAAGCAUAUGACUUGAU
Messenger RNA from Acinonyx jubatus (cheetah), 2335 nucleotides. RefSeq names its product coiled-coil domain containing 201 (gene SYSRN). The transcript is spliced from 3 exons. The record is from RefSeq and is a predicted model, not a curated record. NCBI's taxonomy places the organism in Eukaryota, Metazoa, Chordata, Mammalia, Carnivora, Felidae. The coding region runs from base 90 to 698 and encodes 202 amino acids.